GUGUCUUUAACGUGAAGAGUAAGUCUACAUGCCCCGAUCCUGACCACAAGGAAAAGACUGUCAAGCUCAAGGAGGUGAAUCUGGUUAUGAAGCUGUACUGGCCGGACAAAUUGAGGACCAGCGAGUCCGAUAUCGUUUCCACCGCGCGUUCAAUAGUCAGCGAACAUCAGCCAGAUCUACUUGAUAAUCUCCCCAUUGUCUAUCACUCGUAUGACUACGAAGGCACCGACACCUCAGAGAUACGAGUGUCCCUAGGUUUGCCCAUAAAAACAGUGAAUAAGAUAGUCACUGGACGGAUCCUCCGGCUUCUUCUUAUGGAACGACUAGAAAGUAUGAUGACGCUUCAGCCUCAGUUGUUUAUGUCGACGUGGCUGCAGGUCGUUAAAUGUCAUUACUUUGUCUGGGAAUGUGGCGUGGAACAUUCUGAUAUCAGCGAAGGAAAUGUCAUGUAUCGCACCAAGAAGAAGGGCAACAUCAUAUGCGGCAUUCUGAAUGACUGGGAUCUCGCUACGCUUCGGAACAAAACAGAUCAUGGUGGUCUCGAACGGACGGGAACCAUCUCAUUCAUGUCUUUGGAUCUGCUCGAUGAGAAGUACUGGAAGGGAAAUAUCAAACGACUCUACCGACAUGACUUGGAGUCCCUUAUCUGGCUUCUCCCUUGGGUCGCCCUCAAUUACCCCUCGGGCGAUUAUAGACUUAAUGACGGCGUCAAGCUGUGGAUCACAGGAAAUUAUGUUGCUUGUCGCAAAGAGAAGAAUGAUUUCCUUAAUGCUUAGGGUUAUGGGGACUCUCGUCCGACCCUAGGGCUGGCGUAGGGUCGGGCGCCUAGGGCCCAGGGUUGGGCGUCUGUGGGCCAGGGUUGGGCGGCUAGAGGGCAGGGUUGGGCGGCUAGGGGGCAGGGUUGGGCGUCUGUGGGGCAGGGUCGGUGGUUGUGGGCAGGGGCAUAUGGACGUCGGUGGUGUGAGGCGAGCGUUCCGUCCAGGACGGAAAGAGAGAGCGGCAGACAUGGGUGGGAGAAGCGCCGAAGAGAUGGGUGCAGAGAUUCCCUCCUGGACGGAAUUCUGUGGAGAUGGAUGUAAAUGCAGUGAGAACGGGAUUCCGGUGGGGCUGGGUGCAUACAUUCCGUCUUGGAGGGAAUUCUGUGUGCAUGAGAUUACUGUUUAUUGGAUGAUGAGAAUGCCGUUGAUCUAAAUUGACAU
Molecule: messenger RNA, 1199 nt
Organism: Somion occarium
Lineage: Eukaryota; Fungi; Basidiomycota; Agaricomycetes; Polyporales; Cerrenaceae
Source: the annotation of a GenBank genome assembly